AUGAAGCUUCUUUUUGCCUCUGUGGCUGUCCUUUGCGUAGCCGUUGCCGUCGCUCAGAUUGGUUAUGGUAAGAAGAACGUUUAUGGAACCGGAUACAAUGCCGCUGGUAUUGAUAACCACCAUAAUGGUGCUUACGGUCAAGUAGCUGGACAUGGAGAUUACAGAAAAUACGCCAAAAAAGACAACGUUUAUGGUAAUGCCGGACAACAACAAUACGCUAAGAACAACGUCUACAACCAAGCUGCUGGUUCUGCUGCUGCUAAAUCCGCUCAUGAAAACAACGCUUACAACAACCAAGCUGCUGCUACCAAGGAAAACGCUGCCCGAGGUGGAGCCGCUGCCUACAAACAAAGCCACUACAAUGAUGCCAAUGCCCAUUACGCCAACAAGAACAAUGCCAACAAAGCUGGUUACAACAACAACUUUGCCAACAAGAACCGAUACAACAAAGCUCAUGUUCUUUCAGACAGCAUCCACUAUGGUUUCGACAAGAAAUUCAACAAAAACGCCGAUGAAGAUGGUAUCUACUCAGUUUCCAACCACAAUGAUGCCCACAAAUUAGAUGACUACCGAGACAAAUCCCGAUUCUACGAUGCCAAACAAGGAUACCAUGCCAACUCUGCCAAGAAAGCCGAUGCUGCUCAUGCCAUUCAAGAAAGCAAAUUCAACAAAGCUGCUGCCAACAAAGCCUACGCUGCCCAAGAUUAUGCCGAUAAAGCCAACAAAAUCAACAAAGCCGGUCAACACAGCAGCCUUCACCACAAAGAUCUCGAUGCCGUCGCUGGAAAGAGCAAAUACUCUGACAACGCCAAAGAUUCUUCUCUCAGAAAAUACAACGAUUAUGCUACCAAGGAUAACGCUUUUGGAAGACAAGGAGCUAUUGCCAGAAACGGUGCUCAUGCCGGAGCUGCUGCUCAAACUGGACGAGGAUACGGUCACGGACGAGGUGUCGGAGUCGGACAUGGUUACGGUCGUGGUAUCAACGGUGUUGCUGCUAAGAAUAACGGUUAUUAUGGGGAUGCUGCUAAACACGCUGAUGCUGCUGCCAAUAGUGCUGCUUUGAAGAAUGGUAAAUUCGGUGCUGCUGAAAACCAAUACUAUAAAGAUCACGAUAGUGCUAAAUACGCCAAACACGACAACCUCAGAGAUCAUGAACAAGGAGACUUCAAGAGCGGUUUAUACAAAGCCGAUGGUGCCGGACACAACAAUGCUGCCCACUCUAAUGCUGCUAGCCAAGGAGCUGCUGCCAGAAAAUACGCCGAUGCUGCUUCCAACUAUCUCAACGCUGCUGCCAAUAGUGAUAAAUAUGCUGCCGCCAGAAACAACGAAAACCUUAAACACCAACUUCACGAUAGUAACUCUAACAGCAAAACAGUCAAGAAAUUCCACACUUCCAAGAAAGUCGGAGGAAACAACUACGAAAGACUCAACUUUGAUAGAAAACGAUUAGACAACGAUUAUGCCGACAACGCCGCUUACAAAGCUGCCAAUGCCAAGAAAUUCAACAACGAUGUCUACAGUGCUAAUGCCAAGAAUAACCAAUACAAAGAUACCGCCGCUGCUGCCAAGCAAGCCCACAACCAAUACUACCACAACAACGCUGCUGCUGCCCAAAAAGCUAAAUCUGUCCGAGAUAAUGCUUAUGCUAACAGAAACGCCGCCGCCAAGAACGCUUACAACAAAGAUUACUCUGGUAACCAAUACAACGCUUACAAAGCCAACCACGAUAACGUCAAUGACGCUACCCACAACGCUAAAGGUCAAUACUAUGGUAAAACUGCUGCUGCCCACGACAACGCCAUCCGAGAUGCUUCUGGUAUCAAAUACGCUUCCGUCAAGGCCCCACAACAUGUUGGUCUUGGUGUUGCUGGUGGUAUUGCUAGAAGUGCUCCAGUACACGCUACCGGAGUCAGAUACAACCAAGGAUAUGCUGCUCCUUACUACGGUAACAACUACGGUUAUGCCGGAAACGGAUACAACAACUACGGUUAUCCUCAAUACGGUUACCAAAGAAAUAAUGGUUACAAUGGCUACAAUGGUUACCCCCAAUACGGUUACCAAGGAAAUAACUAUGGUUAUUAAACAGUAGAAUCUAAAAGCAAGAUUUAUAUUAUGAGAAUUUUGGAGGAUAACUUUUUCAAUUGUAAAUGUCAAAAUUUUGAAAAUUGCAAGCUCUCAAAACUUAUUUUUCAAAUCUUCAUAACAUUUCAUGUCAAAAUACACGUGGGUUUCAAAUAAUUUCUUACACAUUUAAAAAGGUUUCAUUGAAAUAUCAUUAUUUUCUAAUUUUUGCAAAUUCAUCGUAAUUUUCGAAUUUCUUUUAACUGCUUUGCAGAUGCUUUCAAAAAUAGUUUUCUUUCAACUUUCGUUUUUCAAAUCCUAUUUCUAUCCUUUUCGAUCCGAAUCCGCUACUUAAAAUUGUUCUCAGAAAGAUACUAAAUAAUUUUGAAUUCCACUGGCCAUAAGAUUGCAGAAUAUUGUACAAAAGUUUUAUUUUUUUAAAGGUAUGGUUUGGUGUUUAUGUUUUUUAACAUUAUUUUACUAAAAUAAAGAAUAUUUUCAU
Molecule: messenger RNA, 2563 nt
Organism: Lottia gigantea (owl limpet)
Lineage: Eukaryota; Metazoa; Mollusca; Gastropoda; Lottiidae
Exons: 4
Coding region: 1-2082 (693 amino acids)
Source: RefSeq, a predicted model, not a curated record